Messenger RNA from Diorhabda sublineata, 9374 nucleotides. RefSeq names its product SIN3-HDAC complex-associated factor. The record is from RefSeq and is a predicted model, not a curated record. The transcript is spliced from 6 exons. Gene Ontology annotation, biological process: negative regulation of cell migration. Lineage: Eukaryota; Metazoa; Arthropoda; Insecta; Coleoptera; Chrysomelidae. Bases 214 to 1089 code for a protein of 291 amino acids.
GUCUAUUGUUAUAUUGUUACAUGCGCAGUAUAGUUGCGUUAAGCCAUGCGCAAUCGAUAUCAAAAGUUUUAGCCGUCAUCUGUUGUGUUGGUGUGUCUAUAUUUUUGUGGAGUUUGAAGAGAUUCCUGAGUUAAAUAUCAAAAAGUUUUGUAAAAUUCAGUCAGUCACUGUGCUACUUUAUUCUAGAGUUCUAAAGAAUUUUAGCUGUUGAAAAUGUUUUCCUUCCAUAGACCAAAAGUUUAUAGAUCUACGACUGGAUGUUGUAUUUGUAAAGCGAAAUCGAGCAGUUCAAGAUUUACUGACAGUAAAAAGUAUGAGGAAGAUUUUCUUGAAUGUUUCAAAUUAGCAACUCCAAGACAAGGGGAAAUAUGUAAUGCAUGUGUUUUACUUGUGAAAAGAUGGAAGAAGUUACCAGCUGGAUCAGGUCGAAAUUGGCAGCACGUUGUGGAUGCGAGAGCUGGUCCAGGUAUAAAGUCUAUGACUAAAUUCAAGGUUAAAAAUCGCAAACUUCUUGAAGAGAAGGCUGAAAAGCUCAAGAAAAAGCAGUUUGAUAGAGAAGACAGUCCAAACCUAUCUGAUAAAAGUGAAGAACAUGAUCUCCAGGAAGUAGACUAUCUAUGUGAAGAUGGUCCCAGCAACGAAUCUAGUAGAACUGGAAGUCCAGGAAUAAGUGAUUCUGAAGAUGUUGUUAUGAAGACUAGCAGAAGGUACAAAGGAAUGCCUAAAAGGAGAGAAGCAGAAGCUAGGUUAAGUGGUUUUAUUGAUCAACAUUAUUGGAUAAAGGAGGAAAUAUGUUGUGGAGUAAUAUUCAGAGGCAGAUAUAAUGAAAUAAUGGUGGAUCCAGCCUAUUUGAAGCCUUGCCUUAGCCGGUUGAACAGGUGUAAACUUGGUUCCAGCAAUAAUAAGCCCGAGAAUGAACAGUGCGAUACUACUACGUCCACAAAAGCUUUUAGCGAUAACAGUUCGGAUUCUGGUUAUGAUGAAUCCUCAAAUCCAGGUCCCUUGGCUGCCAAUAACGCUAAUUUUCAAAAGGAUGAAGUAGGUUUAGAAGAGAUAAAUAGUCAUAUUCCAGAGGCAGUUGUCAACUAAUGCUUUUCCGAAAUGUGUCAUGUGUCGAUUUUUAGAUUGUUUUUAUUAUUCUUUUUUUGUAAUUUAUUGGUAAAUGUAUAUUUUUCUUCGUUGUUAUAUUUGUAACAAAUGUACACAGAUUAUGUUGUCCAGAGAAGAGAGAUAUUUUUUAUUAGAUUUUAAUAAAGUGGGCUAGUCUAUUUAAUCAAUUUGAAAAGUUAUUUUGAAAUGAAUGCUAAUAUGUUCGGGUUAUACGAACUCAAAAUCGAUUUGCAAUUAACACACUAUCUAAAUAUCAUGUGUUGAUAAUAAAUACUCUGGAGAUAAUUUCAUUUGAACAUGGGCGUUCAUUUUAAAAUCUCUACAUUUGAAAAUAACUUGUCCACUCUUAGAAUUAAGUUUCUCAAGUAAUUUUAUUUAAUCUAAAGUGACUUCUUUAUAUUCAUAGUAUAAUUAAUUGUUAAGUAUCCACACAUAUUUAUCGGAAGUACAAAAAUGACACAAAUGAAAAAAAAAUAGUUGAAUUAUUAGGUGCAAUAAUUACAAAAUGUCUGAUCUCAGAGAAUUUGCACUGAUUUUUUCAUGAGUAACUGCAUCCCUUAUUCCAUUUAUGGUGUUGAAUUGCAACCAUAAUCAUCAAAUAUUAUGGCAUAUUUUAUUAUAUUUGGAGGCUGAAACUAAAAAUAUUCUAUUAUUUAUCAUCUGCAAAAAAAUUUGCUAUUAAUAAUAUUAGUUUAUGGAUUUGACCAUAAUUUGUUAAAUAAGAUGGACGAUUUAUAUAAAAUCUAACACGUUUUAAAUUUUAAGAAAAUUGUAUGUAUGUCAUUUCAUUCAUGGUGACAUCGUUUUAUUAUUAGUUUAAAACUAAAAUUUUCACUUCGUUAAAUUUUUUUGCAAAUAUUUGUUAUUGAAUCUUUUUGCUUCUGAUGAUUUGAUGAGUAUACUUUCCAUUAAAUGAAAUAUUUUUCUGUUUAUUAGGAAGUGUAAGUGCUAAAAAACUUAUAUCUUACAUCUAUAUGAUUGAAGCGACUGAUUGUCAGAUUGAGUUCCUUUAAAAAAGGGAACAUAAUAGUGGACGAAAGUUGGGGGAAUUUAAAUAAUUUUUUUUCUUUUGUAUUAGUAGUGUAAUGUUUUUUCAAUUAUUAAUUCAUUAUCAAUUAAUUAAAAUGAAGUGAAUUUAUACCCAGUUUCUUACUUACUUAAGUUACACGCGUAAACUCGACACUAUAAUAAUUUACUGAUCACUACUUAUUUAAUUAAAUAUUCACUAUUUUUAUAACUACUUUCAUAAUUUAUGCAAAUUCACUAGUUACUUUCUACUAUUUCAUUCUCUGUAAACUAUAACUUUUAAUUAUAAAAUUACUCUCGCUGCCAAAAAAAGCACGAAUUUAUAUCUGAAAGGAAUAUCUAGAAAGUAAACAGAAAACUAAAUGAUAAAGCCUUCCAAGAAAUUGGUUAAAUAAAAAACAAUGUAUACAUAUGUAAAAACAAACAUCAAACGAAUUCUGCGAACCAGCAUAUUGACAAAUAGUACGACUUUCAUUAUAACUGAACAGCCUUCACGGUCCAUGUCGUGGACGAGGAAAGCUUUGGUCUCUAAGUAUAUUAAUCAUUAUAUAAAAUUUUGAUCUAUGGUUGUAAUUUAUCAUCAGGUAAUUUAUAAAUUUUUAGUCAUUAACACUAGUAAUUAAAACAGAAGAUUCCAAAAGAGAGAGAUAGAAGAUAUUUACUAUAAUCGUAUUUCAUUAUUUAUUAAAAACAAUUUUAUCCAUUGAUAUUCGAGAUAUUUACAUUAUUAUAUAUGAUUAUCAAUUUUCUCAUAAUUACGUUGUUAGAAAAAAAGAUUUCAACUAGACUUCAGUUCAUGGUUAGAUAAUUAUAAAUUUUAUUCUUGUAUAUCAGUCACGUCAAUAAAUAUAUAAAAUAAGAAAUUUUCAGAAGUCCUCAGGAACAGCUACAAUUUUGAUGAUUUUUUGUAUAUUUCUUUUUGUAAUAAUCAAAAUCCUUCUGGAGCCGUUAUAAAAUGAGUUAGGUAUAUAUAAUAUACCUGAUAUCAAUGUAUAUGUUAAUUUUUUCUAAAGUAAUUUUUUUAUUAAUGUAUUAUUUUUCAAUAUUUUUCAUAUUUCAAUAUGAAAUAUAUUAAUAAUAUCAGAUUACAUUUAAUUGUUUAAGGAAGCGUUUUGAUUUACCAUUCUCUGCACCUACAUCUACACAGAUAUUUUGUGCAUGUCUGUUUUUAGGUACUUAAGUCUUUUACUCACAGGACAUUCUCAGAGGAGAUGCUUAGCAGUUGUCGUCCUUUGCUAUAUAGUAGAUGCCCAGCUAUCCUAUUGUUCUGAGGUGGUUUUUGACAGGACAGUGACUUGUCAGAAGACCACCAGUUUACAUUCAUUUCAAUGUUGAUAUGACAUCCCAUGAGGUCUCAGUAGGACUAUGGUCCAAAAUAUAGAGUUACCCCCUUUUUGGCAACGGGUCUGCUUCCUCAUAGCCCGAUAUACCCUAAUGGCCUGGUAACCACAAUAGUGUUACUUUGUUUCUGUAAUCCAGUGCUUUUACGUUUGUUCACACUCCCACUGGCUUGGACCUGCAGUCAAUAGCCUUUACAUUUGCUUAGCUAUCAAAGAGAAUAAGCGCAUAUGUUUAUUGCUAGCAACUGUUUCUGAAAAAUAGUGUGUGCUUUUCCUACUGGUAUGGAGAGUCUAAAAAUCCUCAUUCUAGCUUCUUGGACUAACUUCGAACAAUCUGUAUAUCACAGAGAUGCAUUUCCUGUUUGUGAAAGUCCUUUAUUGACCAAUAAUUGGUGGUCAUAAAUUGCCACUUGCCACAAUGGUAUGCAUUUGGUCUAUUGGUUGUUCACUGCUUUCUAGUUCAUUGUUUUAAAUAAUAUCAUCAAACAUAUCAUAAAUCUCUUUUUCUCGUUAUACAUGGAUAUGAUAAAAAAUUAUUUUUACAUUAAUGUAGAAAUUUUUUCAAUAAUAUAAUUCAUUUCUUCCCCGCUUCAAAAAGUUUCCGAUUUUAAAUAAUAUAUAAAAAAAAAGAAAAUUGAGAAAAAUAUCAAAAUCUAUUUCUGAGGAUUUGAGAUAAAACUUUACUGAUGUCAUUAUAUUGAAUUAUUUUCAUCUCUCUAACAAGCAGAAUCUUAUUGGUGUUGCCAGUCAGUCUCGUAUUGUUUAAUAUAAUUUCGUGUCCAAAUAAAUUUUGAUUAAUUGUCUCUGUAGAACUUUUUUCAAGAUGUGUUUACAUAUUUUCCUAUUUUUCUGUUAGGGAUUUGAAAUUAUUUCCCUAGGAUCCAACAUCGUGUGACAUAAUUUGAAAGUAAUAUUGUCAUCAGUCAUGUUUAUUUAUUGACCAAUUCUUUGGUUUUAGAUUUCAUAAAAAUACUGGUUUAAAUAAGUAAAGUAAAUGUUUUGUGUCCCUAUAUUAUAUAUUUGUCCAUAUCUCAAUAAAAAAAUUGUACUUAAUCAUUCACAAGACGCGGACCAAUCAAUUAUAAAAGAAUCAUAAAAUCAGAUAGAGGAACUUUGUCAAGAUGAUGUGAUGAACUAUCAUUUUUCAGUAAAAAUUCUUUCUUUGUACUGUUAAAGAAUUUGCUGACUGUUGACACACAUCUGUCUUUUGUACUAAAUUCAAUUUUUCUGCAGCAUCGGUUAUAAUUAGUUUUAUUAUUGUUCUAUAUAUCUGUAUUAUUGUGUUUUCGCUUAGCUGCCUUCUUCGUAUUUGGUGUAUUAUAUGCAUUUUUUCAUUUCUUUGGACAUUUCCCAAGAUAUAAAUGUAAUGAAAUAAUAAUUUCAUCGAACAUACCUAAAUGGGGUAAUUAAGGAAAUAGGUUGUAUAGUAAAUAUUCUUAAAAUCAUAUCAUUGACAGCAGUGUCUUUAUAUAUUAACUGCCAAGAAUUUAAAAAAUAAAAACGUAUGUGUUCCUCUUUGUAAAACACAAAUUAGAUAUCUUAAGGUAUAUUUAGGUCAUUACUUUGUUUUUACUCUUAAAAGCUCAGCAAUAUUUUUAAGAAUGAAUCUUUAUUCUAAUUGAUGUUUAAAUGACUUUAUACAUUUCUUUUAAAUUUAUCUGAUACUUUAUAUUUCCGAUCAAUUAAUUUUUUUAUUUUUGCAUAUUUUAAUUAAAGAAAUUGUUGAUUUUAAGUAGUGUCACCUGUAGUGAAAAACUACUUUUAUCAUUUUGUUGUUAUCAAAAGUAAGAAAACAGUGAAAUUUAAAGUUUCAGAUUGAAAUCAUCUUAUUUCACAUAAUUCAAGAUACUCAUGAUGUACAAUAUUUUGUAAAGGCUGGUGCAGAUGUAAUAUGUAUAAAAUAUUGAAUUGAUCACAUUGGAUUAACUAUUUCUUUUUGUCAGAAUUUAUUAUUAAGCUGCUCUGAAAUUGUAUUUAUAUUAUUAUUUUAUUCACAAUUAUUUAUUAAGUAUUUAUGUUUGUAAAAAAACGUCCGUUUCGAUUUUCUUGGCAGUUUUCAUAGCGAUAAAAUAUAAUUAUGAAAUUGAAAAGAAAUUCUAAAUGUGCGGACUUCAAAUGUGAUAUUUAUACAAAUGUCAUAUUGUUAUAAAAAUUAUAUUGAAAGCGGACAAAAAGAAACGUUGAAAAUUACUGAUGUGCCAAGAUCGAUGUAGGAUAUAUAUUCAAUGAUUCCGGUGGAUGACUUCUGGUUAUUUGAAGGGUAAUUUCUACCACCAACCACCCUCAACUCAAUAAAUUUAGUGUAUUUCGAUUAGAAAAAUGACACUAAACUGUUUCAAAACUAUUUGUAUUAAUCAAAAAUGUUUCAACAACAUUAUUAAUCUACAAUCUGAAUUACAAACAAAGAUUUUUACUAAUAUAUUUCACCAAAAAAACAUGGACCAUGCAAACUUUUAUGCUACAGGAAUCCGAUUCCUCUCAUUAAACGCAUUAAACUCAGAAAUUUGAAUUGAGAAAAUGCUUAUCAUAGAGCUUUUUAUAAUUUACUUUAUUUAGUACGCACAAAUGUACCCUCUAGUAACUUUAGUAGAAUCAAAAUUUGAAUAUGAAAUUUCGAGAAGUUAAUUUUUUUUAAAUUUCAUUUGUUCACCUCUUUAUAAAGUGUUUACCACUAAUAUAAUAGCUAUGUUAGAAAAAAAUUUCAUCCCCUUUCAGCAUGAGUCACAUGAUAGUGUCAACUAAAUCACCUAUUCAUUAUUUAAAACCUAAAACUUGAUUAUUUUGAUUAUGAAGAAUAAUUUUUUGUUGUUAUAAGGUAAGAUAACAAGAAAUAUAACUAUGUAUACAAAAACCAAUACAAUAGAGCUUGCAGUAAAUUUUGGAAAGUGAGAAUUCUUUAUUAAACAAUAAAUCCAAGCUUUCGGGAAGUUUUCUUCCCAUCAUCAGAGAAACUUGUAUAUCCAAUGUGAAUCCUGGUUGAAGAUGAGUGUUGUUGCUGUUGUAAUGUGUUUGUAAAUGGGAUGAUAAUUUUGUCAAUAAGCAAACAGUAGUUUAUGGCAGGUAGUAACACUAAUAGUCAUCCAUAGGAGUCAUCGAAGAGACAUAACAAAUACUCCUCAAGUAUUUUAAAGUGCAAAUGUUGAAAACACACCCGAUUUAUUUCUUAACAGUUUUAUCAGAUUUAAAUCAAUCUCCAUUGAUUCAUAUUCCUUUUUAAAAUAAAUUAGAUAAUUUAUAAUUGAGAUUAUAGAAUUGAAAUUUUUUAAAUGCCUCUUUUACUUUCAAACUCUCAUGUUCAAAUUCAAAAUUGCAUAAUGUCUACGAAUAGAAAUAAAUUGGGUGUUUUUAAAGCAUACCACUUAGUUUAAAAAAACAUUAACAGAUUUUUGUAACGUCUCAAAGUGACUCUCUUGUCCUAAAAUUUUAUACCCAUUUUUAAAUGUUAGACGAAUUGUAGCUAAAAUGCUCUUAAGUCGGAGAUGGAAGUAUUUUUGAUAACAAUGAAUCAAAUGUACCAAAAAAAAUUUCAUAUACAGACCGGGCUGUAUCUGAUAUGUUUGAUUAAUGGUGUCAAUUUUUUUAAUACGUUUUUCGAAAUGUAGUUUAUUCAGUGUGUUUUUAAAAAAAAAUUAAUAAACAAAAAUAAAAAAGUAUUAGAAAAUUUUAUGAGUUCGUAUAAAUGGAAUAUAUUUUUUGUUUAAAAAAUUUAAAAAAAACUUCGCAUGAACAGACGUACGUUUAUAAAUUUGUGCUCGUUGGUUUCAUAUAAAAAUAUUUUGAUAUAGUGAUAUAGUGAUAUUAUCUAAUUGAUCAACAUGUUGGGGUUAAUCAGGGUAUUUCACACGAUUUAACUCUUUCACACCAUUUACUUUCUAUCUUAUUCCAGUUUUUCUCUGGACGGACCAAUCCUUAACGUAUGUCUGAGGUACUGAUCGUACAUCCAAAGUUAUACAAAGUGGUUAAUAAUUUUAACAUGCCAAGCCCCAACCAAAAUUGAUAAACUUUCCCCAGAGGCCCGAAACGUGUUUUUACACUUCCUAUAGAGUGUGGAUCAAAAAAAAAAAUUAUUUGAAGUUAAAAAUGCGACAAAAUGAUCUAUAUGGUGGCUCUGGGCCCUUUUUCCGGAGCCCAGAGCAUGACGUGUUGAUGUUUUCUACAAGGCAUUCUUUUGAGACAGUAAAUAUCGAAAGAAGAUCAGGAGUGGUUAUAAAGCCUCAAGACAUUGUCGACUACAACAAAGGCAAAUCUUUUAUUCAUCUAUAUGAUCAAAUGCCAGCCACUUCUUUGAGAAAGACGUUGCUAUGGUACAGUGAAAUCUCCUUUGGAUGGACACCAACUGGACCGACUGAAAGUGUCCGUUCAAGAGGGGUGUCCGUAUAAAAGAAAUACAACAAAAAUCGUGUUUUUAAUGAAAACUGAAUAUAUUAAAGAAACUGGGACAUUUAAAACGUAUAUGUAUAUAAAUGUUUUUAAAAUAAACAAAAAACUUUAAACUUAAGAAAAAAAGGUUUGUUACCUUUAGAUAUAUACUAUAGGAAAAUUUUGGUAUUGAGCUGUUAUUUAGCACAGCAAUGAUAAAUACCUAUAUUCUUUAUAAAAGAAUAACGAAGAAGAAAACAGCAAUAACUGAUUUUCAAAUCAGUGUAGUAAAGAAGUUACUGCAAAUAAAGAAACUACCGAUGCUACUCAUCAAGACGCCAAAACUAAAAAACCCAUUGACUAGUAAAGAAAGAAGGUCUAAGUCACAAGUUGAGAUUAGAUUGCGUGAGGUACAGUGCAAAAAAAUUGAGAAAACUCAUUGUAACGUCUAAAGUACAAAAUUUUUACAAUGUUAGUUUUGAAAAACUACAUUAUUGUAUUCCCUUUUUUUUAGCAAAACAUAAAUAAUUGUUAUUAUAUUGUAAUAUGUUUUUAUUAGUCAUGUUUUUUAUACCCUUACAAACAGAAUUAACAAAAAUAGGUACAGUUAAUGUAAAAGUAGCACAAAAUAAAAUUUUCAAUCAAAUAUUAUUCGAAUGAUGUCGAAAAACAUGAAAACUAGAACAAAAUCGAAUAGACCAAGUGUAAGGUAAUGCUCGAAGGACUCAGGACGGUCCAACCAAACUCUGAAUCUCUUUCAAAUACAGUCUUUUCGGCCGCGAAGAAGGUUGGAAAUGAAAUAUGUCUUUGGAGGACCGCUCUAGACUGUGGGGAAAGUUUAGCUGCGGGCCAGGGCUCAACGUGUUAAACAUUAAUUUCUAAAGCUGACAAUAUCUACGGUCAAAACUAAGGGUACUUUUUAGAUAAUUUUAUACUAUCGCGGUCACUUUGUUUCUUACUCUAUAAAAUAGAAAAAUCAUCCGAUUUCAUUUUUUUAAGUUUCGUUUAUAUGACAGAUUUACAAAAAAAGUAAUUGAAAUCAGGUGGUUUUUCGAUUUCACGCGAAUAAGAAAAAAAUGGAAAGUUAUAUUAGUUUCAGGACUCAAGUGUUCAUGUAAGCGCACUUAUUCACUGUAACUGUUGAUAAUUUUUUUAUAUUUUUAUAAAUGAAAUUUUUCUAAAUUUUUUAAUAUAUAAAAAACAUUGAUUUUUCAUAUUCUUGCUGAUUAAAAUAAUAACUUUUUGAGGUCUAAAAACUGUUUUUCGUGACUUUUGGCUUCAAAUUACAUUUUUAGUGGCAAGUUGAUACAAAAAUCAUUUUAUCGGAAAAGUGCACAAGGGGGAAUUUUGGUUUACAGAUAAAUAAAUAAUUGAUUGGAGUGUUCAAUCAAAGCUGAAAAAUUUCACUAUUCUACGUUAUGUUCGUGACUGGUUUGUUCAAAUUUUAUAUUUGAAAAGUUUUUGUUACCAAACCAUAAAAAAUGCUCUUAUACUUGUAUUUUUCAAUUUUUUUAAAUUUAAUUAAACCAUUAUAAGGAU